GCUGAAGCUAUGGGCACGUCUGCAGAGGAGGACAAUUCUGCCAGCCGCAAAGAUGGGCAAUGGCCAGAAGUGGAGAAAGCUGAAAAAUUAGCAAGAGGAGCUGCCUUAAAAUGGGCGUCUGGGGUGUUUUACCAACCAGACAAACUGGAGGGUCUCGGACAGUAUCGGAUUCGGGAGAUACAACGCAACAGCUCCAUUCAGUCCCGCAUAAAGUCAACUGUGCAGUCCUACCUGGAGGGUGUGAGCAUGGGCCUGGAGCAGCUGCAUUCAGCUCUGGCAGAUGUCCACUACGUGCAGCAAGAGCUGGAGACCGUGCAGCAGGACUUGGAGUCCGGCACCAAUUCUUUUUCAACCCUGCAGCAGCUUCGGGAGGUGGCGGUGGAACAUGCCCAGCUGGGCGCGGUCGUCCAGACGUUGCCCCAGCUUUUCUCAGUUCAUCGACUCCUUUCUGAGACUUUCGACCUCCUGCAGAAUCAGCGUCUCCUGGAAGCCCACACAAGGCUCAUGGACCUGGAGAGCUUACGGGAUGACAUCCUGUCUCAGCUGCAUCAACACAACCUGCUCAGUCCCUUGCACCUGGCCAGUGUAGAGUCCUACUUCGGGGGCCUCCUGGAACUGAACGACGCCUUGGCCCGGCAUCUGUGGCACAUCGUGGCCGAUGGCACAAAGCUGGUGUCUGAGGACCCAUCGCUUUUUGUAUCCGCUGUGCGCAUCAUUGAGCGAGAGGAAGGCAUCGAUGAUGCCCUACUGCUGAGAUCCCAGCCUCUUGGCUUCCUCCCGCCAGGGCGCCCAAAGUGCUGGAGACAGAAGUUCUUCCAGGUCAUCCAGGACACCUUAGCAACUGCGCAUUUCCAGGCGGUGUCAAGCGAUGCUCAAGGCCGGCUUCUCACUAGACACUUGGCAUCCUUGCAGAGCAGCAUCUUGGCUGAGCUGUGCGUUGUGAAAGACCUGAUGGUCCAGUGCUGCCCACCUCACUACGACAUCCUUGCAGCCUUUGCUGCCAUGUAUCACCAAGGUCUCGUUGGCCACCUGCAUCACAUCCUCACUUGGGAAUUGGACAAGCAGGAGAUCUUUGCCCUCCUCCACUGGGCAAUCCACGUCUACCCAAGCUCAGAAAUGAUGGCACACCCGAACCUUCUCCCUGAAGUGGACGUCUCAAUCUUGGGUCCUCUGUUUCCUGUGGAUACAGUAAACUAUCUGGAGGAGACCUACCUGGGGAAAGUACAGGCCAGCAUCGCUGAGUGGAUGCAGAAGGCGCUGGAGAUGGAGUUCAAAGAGUGGUUCAGCGAAGAGGAGCCGGAAUCAGACUAUCAAGGCUGCUUCCAGACCAGUCUACCUAUCAUUGUUAUGAAGAUGCUGGAUGAAAAUGUCCGGGUGGCGUCUCUCAUCUCUGACACUCUCCAACAGAAGGUGCUCAACAUGGCUCUGGGGGAGUUGGAGGCCUUUCUGGGCAGCCUCUACGAGGACCUGGUGGGAUUUGGCAAGGAGCAUCAACAGGAGCCCACGGCGUCCAAGUUCUACGUGCCUUACUUGCUAUCAACCCUCAACAACUGCUUGGCUCUCAGCACCUCGAUCUCCGCCCUAUAUACAGCUGGGGCAUCAUUCUUGGAGCCGACCAAGAUGCCGUGGUCCCUGAACGUUGCCCUUGAGAGGACCCAGAAGAAGGCGUGCCGGCUGCUACUGGAGGAGAUGCUGGCCGAUCUUCAGCCUCUGUUCGCACAGCUGCCUUCCCAUCAAUGGCUGUCUGACGAAUCCCAGCUGAUGAGCGGCUUAUGCAAGGAGAUAAACAAGCACGUGAAAGCCUUUUGCAGGAUUCGCAAACCAGUCAACGCGUAUCUCCUGUCGGAGACCGAGCAUUUGAUCAUGGGCCAAUACGUGAGGGCCCUCCUGCAGAAGCGGAUGGUGUGCCGGAAGGCGGAGGAGAGGAGCCAGAUGGCCCGGCGGAUGUUGCAAGAUGCCGCUCAGCUGGAGGAGCUAUUCUGCAGCCUGGGCCUGGAAGAGACCGAGCAGACCCUCAAAGUGAUUGCUGAUCUGCAGGAGCUCAUCGGUCUCAGGGAUCCUUCCAUGCUCAGCCUAGAAGUGCUGGGAUUUGUGACGAAGUAUCCCGAUAUCAGUGAUGACCACAUCUCCACGCUCCUGGACCUGCGUGGCGACAUCUCCAAAGAAAUCCGCCAUAACGUGCUGGAGAUCAUGGCGCAGAAUCCUCAAGUCCUGCCUGAGAAUUACGAACCCAUUUUUAGCAACAUCUUGGUUCCCGCUCCAGAGCCGCCCUUCUGCCUCGGCAAGUCGAAAUGCGCCUGA
This is a messenger RNA of Elgaria multicarinata webbii, 2301 nucleotides long. It is a transcript of the gene EXOC3L1, whose product is annotated as exocyst complex component 3 like 1. Gene Ontology annotation, biological process: exocyst localization; exocytosis. Lineage: Eukaryota; Metazoa; Chordata; Lepidosauria; Squamata; Anguidae. The record is from RefSeq and is a predicted model, not a curated record. Gene Ontology annotation, cellular component: exocyst. Gene Ontology annotation, molecular function: SNARE binding. The coding region runs from base 10 to 2301 and encodes 763 amino acids. The transcript has 13 exons.